CGCUGGCCUGGCAUAUGGCCUCAAGUCUUCGGCGGGUCUCCACUCAACGACUUGACCCUCUUCACAUGGCCGCCAUCAUCGGACGAUAAAUUCAGGGUUUGAUAUCCAUCUCACUUCCCCCUUCAACGAGCAGAAACGGUGAACCAUGGACACCGAAGCUUCAUCGUUCGAGACCAGCGAGAUGUUGGGGACUUUCCUGGCUUCGACCCCGCUGCUGAAGGAGGCGUGGAGGCUGUGCGGCACCGCGAACGCGAUGGGGUGCGGUGCCUUCGCGGCGGAGCAAGUCGGGGGCGUGGGGUACGUGGCAUUCUCGGGCGUCCAAGAGAUGCCGGUGCUCGGUUGGGAUCCGAACUACGGCAUGCUGGUGCCGCUGGAUGUAGCAGGCCGCGGGCUGUUCGCGCCGUUGAAAUGCCGUUACGACGACGAGGAGCCGGUCAUGGUCCACUCUGGAAUGCUUCACCUCUUCCUUCAGUAUCAUUCGCGCCCCGAUUUUCAAAGCCAGAUUCAUAGCUUGGUGGCUGAAACCAAGUCAAUAGUGAUCACCGGCCACUCCAUAGGAGGAUCAAUUGCCUUCCUCACAGCUCUUCGGCUCCUCACCUACCUCAUAUCCAUCUUCCCACCCAUCUCGGUCUUCUGCAUUGGUUUCGGCUCUCCUUUCCUCGGCAAUGAGUCUCUUUCCCAAGCCAUCCUCCGCGAAAGAUGGGGCGGCAGCUUCUGCAACGUUGUGUCGACCCGCGAUAUCAUGCCGAGGUUAUCUCUCCACCAAUCACUUGUUCCGACUCCCCAGUGGCAGGCCAUCAUAAGAUUCUGGUACACGUCUAUGAUGUCUAUGAAUUUCGCUAACCUCCAAUUAACUGAAGAAGACAAAGCCCGGUUAUUUUCCUCCGUUGCGGCCGACAUGGAGUGCCUGGCACAGGCAGUGGAAGGCUCGGGAGGGAGGUUGUUUUGGCCGUUUGGGAAUUACUUGUUUUGUUCAGAUGAGGGCGCCAUUUGUUUGGACAACGCUGUAUCAGUGAGAAAGAUGAUGCAUCUGAUGCUAAGGACAGGCUCUCCAAAUUGUAUCAUUGAGGAGCACCUUAAGUAUGGGUGGUAUGUUGAAAGACUGAGUCUUCAGUCCUUGAAGAGAAGCUUCUUGGAAGGAGAUCUCUCUGAAUCAAGCUAUGAAGCAAGUCUUUCGAUGGCUUUGAACUCCUUGGGGACUUAUCGACAGGUAUCGAUUGCACCUAUGGCAAAAGAUUGCUUGAAGAUGGCAAGGCGAAUGGGGCGUGCGCCGAACCUAAACGCCGCCGACUUAGCCAUUAGGCUAUCCAAAAUCACUCCUUAUAGGGCGGAGAUAGAGUGGUAUAAAGCUUGUUGCGAUAAAUCCGAAGAGCAAAGAGGAUACUAUGAUUCAUUCAAGCAAAGGGGGGCCUCAAAGAGAGAGUUCAAGAUAAACAUGAAUCGGUACAAGCUUGGGGCCUUUUGGGACAAGGUCAUACACUUGAUGGACGGGAAAGAACUCCCACACGAUUUGCACAGAAGGUCCAAAUGGGUAAACGCGGCGCAGUCCUACAUGCUUCUUGUGGAGCCAUUGGAUAUCGCGGAGUAUUAUCGUUCAGGGAUGCACCUUAAGAAAGGCCACUACAUAAGCAAUGGAAGAGAGAGGAGGUACGAAAUUUUCGAUCGCUGGUGGACUGAGAGAGUUGUUACCGAGAAACUGAGCAAUAGGAGGACCAGGUAUGCAGGCUUGACCCAAGACACUCGCUUUUGGGCAAGGGUGGAGGAAGCAAAGGAGUGGCUGGACAACAUUAAGCGUCAGAGUGACCCUAGAAACCUGGCUUUUCUUUGGGAUGGACUCAUUAAGUUUGAAACUUAUGCAAUGAACCUGGUUGAAGGAAGAGAGGUGUCAGCUGAUGUUGUGGCUAAGAAUUCGAGCUUUAGUCUGUGGUUAAAAGAAUGGAGAGCAUUGAAAACACAGAUUAUCCCCCAAUCGAUGCCUCUUGUUUAGGUCGAUAACGCAUGCCACUGACUUUUAUUAAUUUAACAUUAACCGGACGUGAGUCGAGAUGUAAGGCACAUGAGAUUGGGACACAUCAAAAGGGAUAGAGAGAUGUACAAUUGAUGUGGUGUCGAGCUCCCUCUGGGCGAUAAGCGGCCUUCCCCUUCGGAUCUGGAAGCUCGGCCUCCAUGGCCAUGGGGGAGCCACCGCCUCGAGAUCUAGAGGAUCGACACCUCCAUGGCCACAGGAUUUGGUGCCAAGGCUGAGAUCUCGGUAAACAUAUGUUGCGAUCUAAUGUGAAGCCAACAAAUGGGACUUGCGGGAGACAGAAAAUUUAGAUCUGAGAUAGAGGAUCGGCACCCUUAAAGUUGCACAGCCAACAAUAAACUUCUCAUUUCUCAGUUUGUGUCAGUAUUAGUUCCAUAGCUUCCCAUGUCCAACAAGGAUUGAAUUUGGAUCCCGCAUAUGUUUCUUUGACUUUGUACACCACUCGACUGGGGAUUAAUUCGUCAAUCUAGUGUUAUAUUACAGUAGAGCAA
This is a messenger RNA of Syzygium oleosum, 2517 nucleotides long. RefSeq names its product lipase-like PAD4. Gene Ontology annotation, biological process: lipid metabolic process. The coding region runs from base 146 to 1987 and encodes 613 amino acids. The transcript is spliced from 4 exons. NCBI's taxonomy places the organism in Eukaryota, Viridiplantae, Streptophyta, Magnoliopsida, Myrtales, Myrtaceae. The record is from RefSeq and is a predicted model, not a curated record.